Miscanthus lutarioriparius is the source of this 441-nucleotide messenger RNA. Lineage: Eukaryota; Viridiplantae; Streptophyta; Magnoliopsida; Poales; Poaceae. The record is from the annotation of a GenBank genome assembly.
AUGCUAAUCAUCGUGGUUGACCUUGAUUGCCACAAGUGCUACCACAAGAUCCGCAAGAUUCUCUGCCAGCUCCAAGACCAUGAGAUGAUCCGGACGAUCUCCUUCGACAACAAGAGCAAGACGAUCACCAUCGUGGGGCCGUUCGACCCACAGCGGCUCGCCUGCAAGCUCCGCUGCAAGGGCGGCAAGGUGAUCAAGGACGUCCACAUCAUCGACACCAAUGGCGGCAGUGGGAAGCCUCCUCCGGAGAACAUGCUAGACGGGCCAACCGCGCCGGCGUCAGCGCCAGUGAGGAACGGCAAGAAAACGAAAAAGGAGAAGCAGCCGCCGCCACCACAUCCCACUGAGCGGCCUCCGCCGCCUCCGCCGCCGGAGCAGGCACCGGGACCUCCGCUCGAGACGAUGAUGCCGCCUCCGUCAUCCCCGGUGUUGGGACACUAG